GUACAUAUAUAUAUAAAUUUACCAGUAAGUGUUUACGUCAUCGAGUUACGCUUACUAUUAAAAAAAUGUAAAUAAAGAAAAAAAAAAAAGAGGAGUAAAAAAUUAAAUUAAACAAUCGUCGAUUGUUGUUUGGAGGUUUGGUUUUAAUUAAUAAAUAAAAAAAUAAAUAAAAAAAUGGGGUCAUCAGAUGAAGAAAACAAUCAUGAUUAUGAUCAAGGAAUAAAUAUGACGGGUUUUUUAUUUGGUAACAUCGACGAGAACGGUCAGUUGGAGGAUGAUAUACUUGAUGAUGACGCUAAACAACAUUUAGCGUCACUCGGGCGUCUUGGGUUGGGGUCUCUUCUUCAGGAAAUGAUGUCAGUUGAUCAAGUUGAUGAGAAACCUCAAGUGAAUAAUAAAAAUCCCAAUGAUCCAGUGGAAAAUGGUGUUGAUUCAAAGGGUGAUAAUGAUCUCAGUGAUAACGAUGAUGACACUGAUUAUGACGCUAAAUCACCAGCAGCUCUUGAUUUUUCUGACAUAAAUGAGCUGGCCGAAGAUUUUAAUGAACUGACUGAUAAUGAAACAAAGCCGAAAAUUGAAAAAGAAAAUGUUGAUUAUGAUGCUGAUGAUGAAGGUGUUAAUAAAUUGGAUAAACAGUUGAUGCCACCGCCACCGCCACCGGUACCAGAAGAAAAGGAAAAUCUAACCCCUGAAGAAGUUGAAGCAGUGAGACAGAGAAAGCUUGAAACACCUUUAGCUUCAAUGUUACCCUCAAAGUAUGCAAAUGUUGACGUCACUGAACUCUUUCCAGACUUUAGACCCAACAAAGUUCUAAGGUUUUCACGAUUAUUUGGUCCAGGUAAACCCAGUAGUUUACCUCAAAUAUGGCGGGGAGUUCGUAAGCGUCGUAAGAAAAAGAAGCAUCAUGAAGUACGUGAUUCAGACUCGGGAUCAGAUCAAGAAGACAGAAAACCAAGAUUCAAGGGAUGGGUUAUGAACUACGGACCUACACCUACACCUGAUAUCUGUGCUUCUGAUGAUGAGAUAAAGUUACUGGCACCUGUUGAAGACAAAGAACAAGCGAGUAAAGUUGGUGAUACUGGUGAAAAUGGUGACAUGGGUCCUAAAGUCGCUGAUUGGCGUUUUGGUCCUGCUAAAAUUUGGUAUGACAUGAUCGAUACAUCUGAAACGGGUGAAGAUUUUGAUUAUGGAUUCAAAUUAGCUGAAAGAAAAGACAAUGACAAUAAUAAUAAUAAUAAUGAAAAAAGAGAAAGUGAUCAAGAGUUUGCUGAUGAUGCUUUUCUUAUGGUAUCUCAGUUGCAUUGGGAGGAUGACGUUGUGUGGAAUGGUGACGAAAUAAAACAUAAAGUAAUGCAUAAAUUAAAUAGCAAAAGUAAUGCCGCUGGAUGGGUACCCUCUAGUGGCAAUAGAACUGCUCAGGCAUUUAGUCAGCCUGGUAAAGGUGGUCCAGUCCCAGUUGCUCCAAAUGUACGGCUUGCAACAUCACAAAUUCUUACUCCGUUGCACAUGCAGUCGCAAAAAAAUAAAAUUGGGGGUAAAGGUAAUCAGCAGCAACGUGAGGAUAAUUAUGAUGACACUUGGUACUCGAUAUUUCCAGUAGAGAAUGAAGAAUUGGUUUAUGGUUUGUGGGAAGAUGAAGUUAUUUGGGAUGCCAAGAAUAUGAAAAAAAUUCCUAAACCAAAAAUACUUACACUUGAUCCAAAUGAUGAAAAUAUUGUCUUGGGAAUUCCCGAUGAUAUUGAUCCAGCUUUGCUUCAUAAAGAUCACGGGCCACAGCCUAAAGUUAAAAUUCCUCAUCCCCAUGUAAAGAAAAGUAAAUUAUUAUUGGGCAAAGCUGGUGUCAUAAAUGUUUUAGAAGAAGAUGCACCUCCCCCGCCGCCUAAAUCACCAGAUCGUGAUCCAUUUAAUAUAUCCAAUGAUAUAUUUUACAUGCCUAGAUCAUCGGAAACAACUCUGAGGCUAAAAGUUGGUGGUGGGAAUUUGAUACAACACAGUACGCCAGUUGUUGAACUACGCGCGCCAUUUAUUCAAACUCACAUGAGUUUAGUAAGGUUGAGAAACUUUCACAGACCUGCAUUAAAACGAUUCAGUCAUGGGCCACUGGCUCAUCCAGGUCCACAUCCAGUAUUCCCACUGCUAAAGCAUAUAAAAAAGAAAUCAAAGCAGCGGGAACAAGAAAGAAUAGCUUCUGGUGGUGGUGAUGUCUUCUUUAUGCGAACUGCUGAAGACCUUACGGGUAAAGAUGGUGAAAUAAUACUCGUUGAAUUUUCAGAAGAGCAUCCACCGUUGAUGAAUCAAGUUGGUAUGUGUUCUAAAAUGAAAAAUUAUUAUAAAAGAAAAGCUGGAAAAGACACCGGACCACCAGAAUAUAAAUACGGUGAGACUGCAUACGCUCACACCAGUCCAUUUCUUGGUAUAUUAACUCCUGGACAAAGUAUUCAAGCUAUGGAAAAUAAUAUGUAUCGCGUACCAAUUUACGAGCAUAAACCAAUAAAUACUGAUUUUUUGGUAAUUCGUACACGUCAGCAAUAUUAUAUACGUGAAAUAGAUGGAGUAUUUGCUGCUGGACAAGAGUGCCCACUUUAUGAGGUACCAGGUCCAAAUUCAAAGCGUGCUAAUAAUUUUGUACGUGAUUUUCUUCAAGUAUUUAUUUAUCGUUUGUUUUGGAAUUCACUUGAUACACCCAGAAGAAUUAAAAUGGAUGAUAUUAAAAAAGCAUUUCCAUCACACAGUGAAAGUAGUAUAAGAAAACGUUUAAAAUUAUGCGCAGAUUUCAAAAGAACUGGUAUGGAUUCUAAUUGGUGGGUAAUAAAACCAGAUUUUAGAUUACCAACGGAAGAAGAAAUACGUGCGAUGGUUUCUCCUGAACAGUGUUGCGCUUACUUUAGUAUGAUUGCCGCUGAACAGCGACUUAAAGAUGCUGGUUAUGGUGAAAAAUUUUUAUUUACUCCCCAGGAUGACGAUGAUGAAGAGAUGCAGCUGAAAAUGGACGAUGAGGUAAAAGUUGCACCUUGGAAUACAACUCGUGCUUACAUACAAGCAAUGAAAGGCAAGUGUUUGCUCCAGCUGGCUGGUCCAGCUGAUCCUACUGGCUGUGGUGAGGGAUUUUCUUAUGUUAGAGUCCCCAACAAACCAACAAUAAGUAAAGAAGAGCAGGAAGCACAACCCAAGAGAACAGUAACUGGUACUGAUGCUGAUUUAAGACGAUUGUCGCUUAAUAAUGCUAAAGCACUUCUCCGUAAAUUUGGUGUACCUGAAGAAGAAAUUAAAAAAUUAUCACGUUGGGAAGUUAUUGAUGUUGUAAGAACACUCUCGACGGAAAAGGCAAAAGCUGGUGAAGAGGGAAUGACUAAAUUUUCACGUGGUAACAGAUUUUCAAUCGCUGAACAUCAAGAAAGAUAUAAAGAAGAGUGUCAGAGAAUUUUUGAUCUUCAGAAUCGCGUUUUAUCGUCCGCUGAGGUAUUGAGUACUGACGAGGGUGAAAGUUCUGACGAAGAUAGCUCGGAUAUCGAGGAGAUGGGUAAAAAUAUUGAAAAUAUGUUAUCGAAUAAAAAAACAAGCUCACAAUUAUCAUUAGAACGUGAAGAACAGCAGCGACAGGAGUUGAGAAAAAUGUUGAUGGGUGAAUCACAAGAACAAGAUGGUAAAAAGGGUAAAGAUAAAAAAAAAGAUGAUGAAGAAGAUAGUCGUGAUCAAAGCCAAGGGUUUAAUUCUCAACCGGGUCGUGUGUUAAAGAUUUAUCGGACUUUUCGCAAUCCAGAGGGCAAAGAGUACACCAGAGUUGAGAUUGUUCGGAAACCAGCAGUUAUCGAUACCUACAUAAAGAUAAGGAACUCUAAGGAUGAGACAUUUAUCAAACAGUUUGCUACACUUGAUGAUGCACAAAAAGAAGAGAUGAAGAGAGAAAAGCGGCGAAUUCAAGAACAAUUGAGGAGAAUUAAAAGAAACCAGGAACGGGAAAAGUCUAUCGGUGGUCCUUCGAGCCAUUUUUCUUCGGCAUUAAGCCUCGAUCGAAGCAAUACCAAUACUCCGACUACGUCAUCAGCCAGCAGUAUCCUUCCAUUCAGUACUUUUCCAUCAAGUACUUUAGCUUCAAAACACUCAAAGUCGUCUGAUCCGUCUCCAUCAAAACGUAAGAAAUCUAAAUUGAAACCGGAUUUAAAACUAAAAUGUGGUGCCUGCGGUAAUGUGGGACACAUGAGAACCAAUAAAGCCUGUCCGUUGUAUCAAAAUAGUAUGGGAACAACAGCUCCCGUAAAUGUUGCAAUGACCGAAGAACAAGAAGAAGAAAUUGAGAAACAGCUAAAUGACGAUGAUCAAAAUCUUGUAAAUGUUGAUGGUACUAUCGUUAAACUUUCGACAAAAGUUAUCAAGCGUGCGGAAGAAAUGAAAAAACGUACGUUAUUACUUAAAUUACCAAAAGAUGCAAUGAGUGGUAAAAAACGUCGUCGAGCUACUGGUGAUGAUCACUGUGAUUAUUUAAAAAGGCAUCAAAAACCAGCAAAUAGACGACGCACUGAUCCAGUUGUUGUAAUGUCAGGAAUUUUGGAAAGUAUAUUAAAUGAAAUGAGAGAUCUUCCUGAUGUACAACCAUUUUUAUUCCCUGUAAAUGCAAAGGCUGUUCCAGAUUAUUACAAUAUUGUAAAAGAUCCGAUAGAUUUACAAACAAUAAGAGAUAAUUUACGGCAAAAGAAAUAUCAAAAUAGAGCUGAGUUUUUGGUUGACGUAAAUCGUAUUGUUGAAAAUUCGGUGCUCUACAAUGGAGAACACAGUUCAUUGACAGUAGCAGCAAAACGAAUGCUGCAAACUUGUGUCCAAAGGCUUGCUGAAAGAGAAGAGAAACUUAUGAGGCUCGAAAAAGCCAUAAAUCCUCUUCUUGAUGAUGAUGAUCAAGUUGCGCUGUCAUAUGUACUCGACAGUGUCACUAGCGAACUCAAAAAAAUAAAUGAUGCAUGGCCGUUCCUGAAACCUGUAAACAGAAAAACAGUAAAAGAUUAUUAUAAUGUUAUAAAAACGCCGAUGGAUCUUGAGACAAUAAGCAAAAAAAUAUCAGCAAAUAAAUAUCACAGUCGCAAUGAAUAUUUACGUGACGUUGAGUUAAUACUUGAAAACUGCGUACAAUUUAAUUCACAUGAUUCACCAUUUACGAGACAAGCACAGAACGUAGUUAAAGUUUGCAGAGAAAUGUUAGAUGGGUACAAAGAAUAUUUAACGGGAUUAGAAAAUAAAAUUUUGCUUGUACAGCAGCGAGCUAUGGAACAAGCGGACAUUGAUUCGUCCUGGAUGGGACCUGAUGAUGAAAAUUACUCGACUGCUGAACACGACUUCAGAGGCAGCCGGACAAAUUCACCAGACAAUCCUUUCAAAAAGUCUCAUGUUGAUGAUUUUGAUUUUGUUGAUGUCGAGGGUGAUGUUGAUGCCAGCGAAAGUCCGACAAAAAGUGCCAGUACCAAAAAGAAGGACGUUCUUGAAGAGGAUCUUCAAUUUUCAAGUGAAGAUGAGUUUGAUGAAGUUCCAUUUGUCUCUGAGGAUCAUAGAGAGCCAGGUGAUUUAGAGGGAAUGGAAAUUGGGGUAAUGCGAGUCGGUCAAGAAGGACCUGCUGAUGAUGACAGUCAACAGGUUGCUGAGGCAAUGGUUCAGUUGGGAAAUGUCAGAUAUUAUGUUGAUGAACAGCAAUACAUUCAACAAGAUGAAAGUAUGGAUGUAGAUCCUAAUUAUGAUCCAUCGGAUUUUCUGCUUGCCGGGUUACCCCCGCGGGCUGAAAAAGUUGAAGUUGAUAAAAUUCACGAUGAUCUGGCAGUAUCUGAAAGUGAAGAUGAAAUAGAAACAGUUGACGAGCCAUUGAAACAAGAAAACCAACAGCCGAGUCAACCUGACGAGGAUGUUGGGGGUGAUCUCUGGUUUUAA
This is a messenger RNA of Microplitis mediator, 5907 nucleotides long. It is a transcript of the gene Taf1, whose product is annotated as transcription initiation factor TFIID subunit 1. NCBI's taxonomy places the organism in Eukaryota, Metazoa, Arthropoda, Insecta, Hymenoptera, Braconidae. Gene Ontology annotation, cellular component: transcription factor TFIID complex. The transcript is spliced from 5 exons. The record is from RefSeq and is a predicted model, not a curated record. The coding region runs from base 175 to 5907 and encodes 1910 amino acids. Gene Ontology annotation, molecular function: RNA polymerase II general transcription initiation factor activity; histone acetyltransferase activity; TBP-class protein binding. Gene Ontology annotation, biological process: RNA polymerase II preinitiation complex assembly; transcription by RNA polymerase II; DNA-templated transcription initiation.